Molecule: messenger RNA, 876 nt
Organism: Aspergillus tubingensis
Lineage: Eukaryota; Fungi; Ascomycota; Eurotiomycetes; Eurotiales; Aspergillaceae
Product: putative RAS small monomeric GTPase
Exons: 5
Coding region: 1-876 (291 amino acids)
Biological process (GO): Ras protein signal transduction
Cellular component (GO): plasma membrane
Molecular function (GO): GDP binding; GTP binding; GTPase activity
Source: RefSeq, a predicted model, not a curated record
AUGGCCGACGCCACCGACAAGAUCUCUAUCACCAUCUGCGGCGAUGGUGGAUGCGGAAAAUCAUCCAUCACCUUGCGCCUGGUGCGGAGUCAGUGGAUUCAUGAAUACGACCCUACAAUCGAGGAUUCAUAUUCGGUUACGCGCGUGGUCGAUGGCGUGCCAUACUUCCUAUCCAUCACCGACACGGCCGGCCAGGAAGAGUAUCGCGGCUUAUGGGCGGCUUCCAACCUGAGAUCCGACGCCUUUCUUCUGGUGUACGACAUCACCAACAAAUCGAGCUUAGGCGCUUUGGACUACUUCAUGGACAUGAUUGAGAUCGAAACCGAACAACGCCUUGAGGACAAUGAUCGGUUGCGCAAGGAGUUGGGGGCCAGUGCAGAGGGCCUCGAUGUGGGCAUGCCACCCCCGGUCAAGAUCGUCGCAGGGAACAAGUGCGAUCUCAAAGACAACAGAGUCAUUAGUUCCCGGGAUGGCCUGGAGUAUGCCCGAAAACACGGUUGCGGUUUCAUGGAGACCAGCGCCAGGGAGAUGGUCAACAUCGAGGAAACCUUUGCCCUCCUAGUCCGUCGGGUCGUCGAGGCCCGUCGACUACACUACCAGAAGGGUCCUCCGACCAGUCAAACCGCUCAAAGGGGCGAGCCUUCGACGGAAGCAAAAACCCCUGCUGACACGGUUGUUAGCAAGGAAGGCAAGGGAGAAUCGCAGAAGCGCACACAGAAACGACAGAGUGGUCUUCGUGGGCUCUUUGGAGGUAAACGUGCACGUCAGGAUCCAGGCGAGAAGGGCCAUCUUCAACCAGAGGCAUCAGGAUCGGGGCAGAACAAGCCAUCCAAGCCUGCAAAGGCAAGCAUAUGGAAGCGCAUGAGUUGCUGUUAG